AUGACGUCCACUGGAGGUGGCUGGGCACAGCUGCGUCAACAGGCAAGAAGCCUGGAGACUCAGACGGAGACGCUGUUUCAUACGUACUCUCAGUUCGCUUCCAUGACCAACAUACCCUCGAGACCAACCGAAGAAGAAUCCAGGGCAGAAACCCAAUUGAAUGAGAUCCUAUCAAAGCGAGAAACCGUCAUCGGCCAACUCUCCCGCCUCCUCGACUCCGAAUCCGCCCUCACCUCCUCCGCCCUCAAGCAGAACAACCUUGCCCGCCACCGCGAGAUAUUAUCCGAGCACAAGCGCGAGCUCUCUCGCAUAAAAUCCACCAUCACCGAGCUGCGCAACAAAGCCAACCUCCUCUCCAACGUCCGCUCGGACAUCGACGCCUACCGCUCUGCAAACCCCAGCCAGGCGGAGGCGGACUACAUGCUGGACGAGCGGGGGCGAAUUGAUAACAGCCACAACCUGACCGACGGCGUGCUGGCGCAGGCGUAUGCCAUCAACGAGAAUUUCGGGCUGCAGCGAGAGACGCUCGCGAACGUGAACCGCCGGAUCGUGGGGGCCGCGAGCCAGGUCCCCGGGAUCAACACCUUAAUCGGGCGGAUAGGUGCGAAGCGGAGAAGGGAUGGCAUCAUAUUGGGGGUAUUUCUCGCGUUCUGUUUCUUGUUGCUGUUGUAUUUUCACUGA
Eremomyces bilateralis CBS 781.70 is the source of this 681-nucleotide messenger RNA. Its product is annotated as V-snare-domain-containing protein. Gene Ontology annotation, cellular component: Golgi medial cisterna; cis-Golgi network; Golgi membrane. Gene Ontology annotation, biological process: endoplasmic reticulum to Golgi vesicle-mediated transport; vesicle fusion. The record is from RefSeq and is a predicted model, not a curated record. The transcript is spliced from 3 exons. The coding region runs from base 1 to 681 and encodes 226 amino acids. NCBI's taxonomy places the organism in Eukaryota, Fungi, Ascomycota, Dothideomycetes, Eremomycetales, Eremomycetaceae. Gene Ontology annotation, molecular function: SNAP receptor activity.